CUUCUUCUUCUGAUUCAAAUAAGAGAGAGAGAGAAGUUUGUAAAAAACUUUUGCAGAAGAGAGAGAAUAAACAAAUAACAAUAACAAUAGCACCGCCACGUCGCCGCCGUACUUCGCAACCGGAAUCAUAGUUUUAUCUUUUGCAAAUCCAAAUAAAUAUAUAAAAACCGUCUCUUUCUUUUUAUCUUUGUCUAUACUUUUUUUUUUCUUUGGGGGGGUUUGGGUUUGAUUAUUCUGUCUGUACCCAUGUUCUGCAACAGUUGAGCAAGUGCAUGCCCCAUAUCUUUCUUACUUCUCAUUUCCCCCAUUAAUCAAUCAUAUACUCCUCUUGGGAUCUCAGUUAAACCAAGCUAAGCUUCAAAAGAAGAAGAUCUCUCUCUGUUCUUAAGCUGAAACGACGCUACCUCUUGUCGUUUUUUUAUCUAGCUCGAGAUCUGUGUUUCUUUUUUCUUUUUUCUUGGCUUCUGAGCUUUUUAGCGGUGGUGGGUUUUUCUGGAGAAAACCAAAGGACAAUUAAAGUUUUGAGCUUUUUUUUUUUAAUGGGAGUUAUGAGUGGGAUUGUUACUGGGUGAGUAGUUUACAAGUAUGAAGGAGUUGAAGAAUCGAAGAAGCGGCUUUGAAGUUGGCGCGACCAAGAUUGCGACCUUAUUUGGCUGAUUCAGUUCUGUGAAGGAGAUUAGAAGAAAGCAGUUAUUUUAUAAUUUUUAGGGUUUUUUUUUUUAGAUUGUGAAAAAGAUUUGGUUGGUGAAUGGGUGGGAGGUGGAGGGAAACAGUUAAAAAAAGUUAUGCUUUUUGUGUCUCUUCCUCAUAAUUACAUUUGGGCAUCUUCAGAAAUCUUGGAUCUUUGAAGAAAACUACAAACUUGCAACUUCUUUUUUUUUUUUUUUUUUCCUAUUGCUGUUUGCUUUUAAGUUAUCAAAAUAUGAGAUUGUCUUCAGCUGGGUUUAAUCCUCAACCUCAUGAAGUUACAGGAGAGAAACGAGUUCUUAAUUCUGAGCUCUGGCAUGCUUGCGCUGGUCCUCUUGUUUCACUACCUCCUGUUGGAAGCAGAGUUGUGUAUUUCCCUCAAGGUCACAGUGAGCAGGUCGCUGCUUCGACCAACAAAGAAGUGGAUGCUCAUAUACCAAACUAUCCAAGCUUGCAUCCGCAGCUUAUCUGUCAGCUUCACAAUGUCACAAUGCAUGCUGAUGUGGAGACUGAUGAAGUCUAUGCACAGAUGACUUUACAACCUUUGAAUGCGCAAGAGCAAAAAGAUCCUUACCUUCCAGCGGAAUUAGGUGUCCCGAGUAGACAACCUACAAACUAUUUCUGUAAAACUCUGACUGCUAGCGAUACAAGCACUCAUGGUGGUUUCUCUGUACCUCGCCGAGCUGCUGAGAAAGUUUUCCCUCCCUUGGAUUACUCACAACAGCCUCCAGCUCAAGAGUUGAUGGCGAGGGAUCUGCAUGAUAAUGAAUGGAAAUUCAGGCAUAUAUUCCGAGGCCAACCAAAGAGACAUCUCCUUACUACGGGUUGGAGCGUAUUUGUGAGUGCUAAAAGGCUUGUUGCUGGUGACUCUGUGCUUUUCAUCUGGAACGAUAAGAAUCAAUUGCUUCUUGGUAUAAGGCGAGCGAACAGACCACAAACUGUCAUGCCUUCAUCUGUUUUGUCAAGUGACAGUAUGCAUUUAGGUCUUCUUGCUGCAGCAGCUCAUGCUGCCGCCACAAACAGCCGAUUCACUAUCUUCUAUAACCCAAGGGCGAGUCCAUCAGAGUUCGUUAUACCCCUGGCUAAGUAUGUCAAAGCGGUUUAUCACACUCGUGUCUCUGUUGGCAUGCGGUUUAGGAUGCUGUUUGAAACCGAAGAAUCAAGUGUUCGUCGGUACAUGGGUACAAUAACUGGCAUUUGUGAUCUUGAUCCUACUCGUUGGGCUAAUUCUCAUUGGCGGUCCGUUAAGGUUGGGUGGGACGAGUCUACUGCAGGAGAGAGACAACCGAGGGUUUCCUUGUGGGAAAUUGAACCUUUAACGACAUUCCCAAUGUAUCCAUCUCCUUUCCCUCUCAGGCUUAAACGUCCUUGGCCUCCUGGUCUUCCAUCUUUCCAUGGCCUUAAAGAAGAUGACAUGGGUAUGAGUAUGAGUUCGCCGCUUAUGUGGGACCGUGGACUCCAAUCUGUAAACUUUCAAGGUAUGGGAGUGAACCCGUGGAUGCAGCCGAGGCUUGAUACCUCAGGCUUGCUUGGUAUGCAAAACGAUGUUUACCAAGCAAUGGCUGCAGCUGCACUUCAAGACAUGAGAGGCAUUGAUCCCGCAAAAGCUGCUGCUUCACUUCUUCAGUUCCAAAAUUCUUCGGGAUUCUCAAUGCAAUCUCCGUCCUUAGUGCAGCCGCAGAUGCUGCAACAGCAACUCUCUCAGCAGCAGCAACAACAACUCUCUCAGCAGCAGCAACAACAACUCUCUCAGCAGCAGCAGCAACAGCUCUCUCAGCAUCAGCAGCAGCAGCAGCAACAGGCGUAUCUCGGCGUUCCUGAAACCCACCAGCCGCAGUCUCAGUCUCAGUCACAGUCAAACAAUCUUCUUUCUCAACAGCAGCAGCAGCAAGUAGUGGAUAAUCAUAACCCGUCUGCAUCCAGUCCUGCUGUUGUUUCCACUAUGUCUCAGUUUGGUUCUGCUUCUCAGUCCAACACGUCACCACUCCAGUCCAUGGCUUCUCUGUGUCAUCAACAAAGCUUCUCUGACACCAAUGGAGGAAACAAUCCUAUUUCUCCGCUUCACAGUCUUCUCAGUAACUUCUCUCAAGACGAGUCAUCUCAACUGCUCAACCUCACUAGGACUAACUCUGCAAUGACUUCAUCCGGUUGGCCAUCAAAGCGUCCUGCAGUUGAUUCAUCGUUCCAGUUUGUGAAGGUGUACAAGUCAGGGUCUUUUGGGAGAUCGUUAGAUAUAUCGAAGUUUAGCAGCUACCACGAGCUGCGAAGCGAGCUUGCUCGCAUGUUUGGCCUCGAAGGCCAAUUAGAAGACCCUGUGAGAUCAGGCUGGCAGCUUGUAUUUGUUGACCGAGAGAACGACGUUCUUCUCCUCGGCGAUGACCCUUGGCCGGAGUUUGUGAGCAGCGUGUGGUGCAUUAAGAUAUUGUCACCACAAGAAGUGCAGCAAAUGGGUAAAAGAGGCCUUGAGCUUCUCAAUUCCGCGCCAUCUUCCAACAAUGUCGAUAAGCUCCCGAGCAACGGGAACUGUGAUGACUUUGGGAACAGGUCAGACCCGAGGAAUCUCGGUAACGGUAUCGCAUCAGUUGGGGGUACAUUCAACUACUAGAUGUAGAAAGAAAACCCCAUUCAAGUUAAGUUUCAAUCUUUAUAAAUUAGUAGUGAGAUCCUCUUAGUUUAAUUACUAGCAAUAUCUCUCUUUAUAACUUAUAAAAAAAUGAAGGGAGUUGUGCCUUUGCCUUUGUGGAAACCAAAAAAACUAUAUAAUCCCUCUGUCGUAAUACUGUAAUUAUAAGAUCUUUUGGUCUUUUUUUUUCUUUUUCUUAAUCAUAUGAAUAUUUUUACUCAACUCUGUAUGUCAUUUUCUUUACUCACUUCUUGAAUCAAUGUGAUAGUGAAGUGUUAUUUUGGAGUUA
Messenger RNA from Camelina sativa (false flax), 3599 nucleotides. The record is from RefSeq and is a predicted model, not a curated record. Lineage: Eukaryota; Viridiplantae; Streptophyta; Magnoliopsida; Brassicales; Brassicaceae.